This is a messenger RNA of Chiloscyllium plagiosum (whitespotted bambooshark), 4051 nucleotides long. Its product is annotated as putative tRNA methyltransferase 9B. Gene Ontology annotation, cellular component: nucleus; cytoplasm. Gene Ontology annotation, biological process: tRNA methylation; tRNA wobble uridine modification. The record is from RefSeq and is a predicted model, not a curated record. Lineage: Eukaryota; Metazoa; Chordata; Chondrichthyes; Orectolobiformes; Hemiscylliidae. Gene Ontology annotation, molecular function: tRNA binding; tRNA (5-carboxymethyluridine(34)-5-O)-methyltransferase activity; S-adenosylmethionine-dependent methyltransferase activity.
AAAGCUUCAGUUGAUGUGUGGGUCUAUCUCCUUGCUGUGUGCUCCUAGCACUGAGACCUGCUUGAAAUAAGGCUGCAUGGAAGAGCCUGCUCUGCACUUCAUGGCCUAUUCAAUACAAGCUAAUGCAAUAGAUAAACAGUACUAAACUGGGUUAUGCAGACUCUCUGGAGCCUUUGUUGAAGCUGCUGUGAAAAAAUGGAGAGCUUAGCUGAUUCAAUUUCUGCUCAUUUCUGUACAGGUCUCAUGCGUCAUGGCUUUACUAGGAAUUGAAGAGACAUCAGGGACAGCUUCACUAACAGGAAAGGAGAGUGCAGACUUCACUGAAGAUGGAAUUAGAAGCCAUUCAGUUGGAAGAAGCCCAUGUUCAUAAUGUUUAUAAGCAAACAGCACCAUACUUCAACGAACUCCGAAGUAAGGCAUGGCCCAGCGUCCGACAGUUUCUCCUGGACCAAGAACCAGGCAGCCUUAUCGCUGAUGUUGGUUGUGGAAUUGGAAAGUAUCUUAAUGUUAACAGCCAGGCUUAUAAACUGGGCAGUGACUAUUGCAGCCCCUUGGUGGAAAUUGCCAAAAGACAUGGACAUGAAGCCCUGGUUUGUGAUAACCUAAUUCUUCCGUUCAGGGAUCAGUGUUUUAAUGCAAUCAUCUCUGUUGGAGUGAUUCACCAUUUCUCAACAAAAGGCAGGCGUAUACGAGCAAUAAAAGAAAUGACAAGGACUUUGCACCACGGAGGACAGAUGAUGAUUUACGUGUGGGCAAUGGAACAAAAACACCGCCACUUUGAAAAACAGGACAUCUUUGUUCCUUGGAACCGAUCCUUGUGUUCUCGACCGUCAUCAGAGUCUGGUCAAGGCCACAACAAACCCAUAACUGCGAACACAGUCAAAGCACAAGAUAAAGAUCAAAUGAAAACAGAUCCAACUGAGGCCAGUGCAAUGUUGUCUCUCAGGCAGGAUCAACACACAAUACUUUCAUACAGAACUAACAACCAUACCUUGCUAGAAAAUUGCUGCUCCAGGAUGUCUGAAGAUCAAGAGCAUCCAUUUUACAAGAAUCUAGGUAAGUCGCUUUGUUCAUGGUUCUUUUCUAAAUCUCUUGACGAGGCUGCAAUGCAGACACAUAUUGAUCACUUUAAAUCAAUGAGGAAAUCACCUGAGGUCAUCCACAAGUGGAGGAACAACGUACAGCCUGUGGGGAACUUGGGUUUACCUUCUAGGCACUGCAGCUUGGACGGAGAUUGUCCACCAUUAACGAAGAGAGACAGUUUUGAAGAUGAAGUAUUCACUGAAAAUCCAAACCAUAAAGAAUCACAAUGGUUAGAGAGCAGUUUGAAAGAGAAGCAAGGGAGCCAUCAAAGUGAAUCCUGUAGACAAGAGAUCCUAAAUCUAUGUCAGGCUAACAGACAGAUUUUUCAGAAAAAUGAUGAAGCAACAAGAUCCAAGGAAAGUACAAGUUCUUUUAAGAGGACAUCCGCCACAGAGUCACCAGAUUCUGGGAUUGACAGUACCAGAUCUGUGGCUUUGGAUGAUAAGCAGGAGGAAUUUGCGGAUGCUACAGAAUUAAUGAGAUAUUAUCAUGUCUUCAGGGAAGGAGAAUUGGCUCAGCUAAUUGAAGAGAAUGUACAAGAACUUCACAUCCUCAAUUCUUCUUAUGAUCAUGGCAAUUGGUGUAUUAUAGCAGAAAAAGAAUGAUGCGCCCAGAUUACAAACUGACAAACACGUUUUAAUGCAAAAUAAAAGUGGCAACUCUUUAAUCUACUAAAUUUUAAUCGCACAUUGCAACCAGACCAUUUGUAACUCCUAUUAUGCCCAUGAUAAGCACAAUAUUGAAUAUGUUAAACAUUGAUAAUGCUAAAAAUUUAUUACAAUGCCCAGGUAUUUGUGCAAUUGAAUUUGACAAAUAUAAUUGGUCAGCAUUUUCAUCAUAUGUUCUCAUGGGUGCAACUUGAAUUGAAGCAAAGCAUGAGUGCAGAAGGUGCUAACAGGUGCUUGGUGUUAUCAUUACCAUUUCCAUUUUGGUUAGAGAAUACAUUUUAGGGCCAAGCAGUAAUGUGUUAUAAGGACAUUGAAAAAUACCAUUUCACAAGGGCCAAGAGACUUUACACAUCAACAGUGAUGUCACAAUAACCCUGGUCUCAAGAGUUGCAUAGGAGCAACAUCCCUCCAAUGCAGUGAGAAUGCCACCUGGAUCUCUUUCAGCCCAUAUUGCUGUUCCAGUUUGUUGCUUUAUGAUAAAAGCAAAAUCGUGCAAAUGCUGGUAAUUGUAUGAUGAUUGACGGUUAACUGCCAAACUUUGUUUAAAUUGAAACCAGAAAAGUUGACUCUGGUCAAGGCAUUGUUCUGGGAAAUUAACCAGAAAGCGGCUGUCUGCUGGUUUUUACUGAAUUGAAGUAGGUAGCUUCCAGUAUACACAAGUGUGUCACUUUGUAAUCCUGAUUGACAAUCUUAAAUUGGUUGCCAGCACUAUUCUUAGCACACUCAUAAUUAUUUAGCAAAUGCUGUCCAAUGGUGGAAUCACCCUAUGUUUUUCAGUUUGGCAAGCAGAAUACUAUUGGGUAUUGUCAACAUGUUGCCGGUUACGAACAACCAAAAGAAUAGAUUAUUUACUAAAAUUAGCUAGCUUUUGGGAUGUAUGGCUUACCUAUCUAGCAUUAUACUUGCACUGUCUGUUUCAGCAAUACUCAAAUUCAAUCAAUUGAUUUGAAUUCAAUAUUCAAUUUGGUUGCGUGGCUUGAGCCUAUUGAAGCACAGUUCAUUGACAAUAUAUAACACAGGGUGAGAUUGGUCAUUAGAAGUGUUUUCUGAUUUGCUCCCUGACUGCUGGCUAGUCUCAAGAGAGCACAAUUCUUGGAUUUCAAUUUAAUUUUCAAAGUCCACUUUGAAUGUUAAUUUUCAUUCUAAUCUCACCACAAAGCAGACCAAAUACAUAUAGUUCUUGAGUAUUACAUGAUCUGCAUUGAUAGGUUUUUGUCUUAUCUCACCCCCAACAUAACAACAUUGUGUAGAAUACUCCUAACACCAUGGUCGAGGAGAGAUUAAAAUUUAAUACAAUUUUCCUUCUUGAACUUUGUGGCAAUAUCCUCAACAUGAUAUCAAUACAAUUUAGCAACUGCAAUCCUUUAAUAGAUCCAUACCCAUGUAUUCACAGUUGGAGGAAUCUAAUAAUAAUAAUAAUAAUAAUAAUAAUAAUAAUAAUAAUAAUAAUAAAUAUAAGAUGGCCACGUUUAAUACCAGAAGUGAGUUCAGGAGAAAUGCCUUUACCCAGACAAUGAUUAACAUCUGAAGUGCACUACAGCAGAAAAUAGGUAAAGUGAAAAGAUAACUGAUUGAAUGAAUAUAUGAGCGGUGGGCAGAAAGGAAUGGAUGGAUAUGAAGGAGAGAGUUAAUUGAAGAAGAAUGGGAACAGGUUGAUGCAUACCAUAUAGGCAUUGACCAAUUAGUCCAUUUGGUGUGGUUUGAUGAUACAAAUUCGACAUAAAUAAUUCUGCAACAAAUGUACAAAUACUGCACAAGUCACUUCAUACAAUAUUAGUGUAUAAAUAUAUUUAAUAGGUUUGCAUCUAUAUUGUAAAAAUAUGAAAUAGACUCAAAAUAUAACCUCUCUUUAAUUAUUUCCAAUAUAUAAUAUUGAACAUAAAAUUUUACCACAGAACAUAUUGGUUUACACAAUGAAUAAAAUUCAUGAUCAAAAUGCACUGUAUGAAGCCAACACCAGGAAUGUGUCCUGCUUUGAAGCAUUCCGACUAACUCCUUUAUUUAAGCAAUUUUUUUUUCACUGAAAUGAUGUUUCCUCAUGCAGGUAUCAUUUGUCUUACACAGUCUAGAUUCUGUUAGAUUUUGUAAGAGUAUCAGGAUAGAUCAACAUUUUUUCUCUGUCACAUACUUAGGAAAGGUUAUUAUUUCCAGAAACCAAAUGAUAGCAUUGCAAUAUUUUGCAGUUUUAAGUAAUAAGCAUAUUAUAAUUGAUGUUGUGCUGUUUUAGAUUUGAGUUAGGUUCAAAAUAGGAUAAUAUUAUAAGUAAUAGUAUGCAAGUAGUAUUUUGUAAUUUUUCAGUA